ACGACCUCCCGCAGCAGCGGAACGCCUCCUCCAGGCGCAAUUCGCCCAGAAAGCAGCGGAUCUUCUUUUUUUUAUUCUGCGGUUUACCGCGUCAACGUCCGCUUUGGAUAUCCUCGCGACUCCGUGUGUGAACGCGGACCCCGUAACGGACCCCGUCCCGGACCCCGUCCCGACAUGCUCCCGAUGCGGACCCGAAGCCGGCUGUGAGAACCUUUCGAAGCGGACCGAGUGGAAAUGCCUCCCCGGAGCGCUGAACCUGUUCCACCCCGCACACAAAGCCUGUGAAGCAGGCCGAGUGUUUUUUUCUCCCCCCUCACGCGCCGAUGAUGCUCAAACAUGUCGGGGAAUCAGUACAAAGGCAACGAAGUCAGCUGCUGCAUCAAAUACUUCAUCUUCGGGUUCAACAUCCUGUUCUGGCUGCUGGGCAUGGCCUUGGUUGGGAUUGGACUGUGGGCGUGGAGUGAGAAGGGGGUCCUGUCCAACAUCUCGUCCAUCACGGACCUGGGGGGGCUGGACCCGGUCUGGCUCUUCAUGGUGGUCGGGGCGAUCAUGUUCAUUCUGGGCUUUGCAGGAUGCAUCGGAGCGCUGCGGGAAAACACGUUUCUACUCAAGUUUUUCUCAGUGUUUCUGGGGAUCAUCUUUUUCUUGGAGCUGACGACGGGCAUCCUGGCCUUCGUCUUUAAGGACUGGAUUAAAGACCAGCUCAACCUGUUCAUCAACAACAACAUCCGUGCGUACCGCGACGACAUCGAUCUGCAGAACCUCAUCGACUUCACUCAGGAAUACUGGGAGUGCUGCGGCGCGUUCGGAGCAGACGACUGGAACCUGAACAUCUAUUUCAACUGCACCGAUGGGAAUCCCAGUCGAGAGAAGUGCGGCGUUCCCUUCUCCUGCUGCACCAAGGACCCGGCGGAGGAUGUAAUCAACACUCAGUGUGGAUACGACAUUCGAGCUAAACCAGACGCGGAGCAGAAGGACUACAUCAACAUGAAGGGCUGCGUGCCGCAGUUUGAGAAGUGGCUGCAGGACAACCUCACCCUGGUGGCCGGGAUCUUCAUUGGAGUCGCUCUGCUGCAGAUUUUUGGGAUUUGUCUGGCCCAAAACCUAGUGAGCGACAUUGAAGCUGUGCGAGCGAGCUGGGUGCCCCCCUCUCCCUCCACGGGUCGAAUCCCACCACCCUCCAGCAGGAAAGCAUCAGCGUACUCCUCAUGACACACACACACACACGCUGCUUGUGUGUUUGUAGCCGUUUCUUUACCUGAUGCUGACACAGCAUUUCAAUUCAAACAGCUGCCCUCAGAUGCCCUCCUUCGAGCACAUCGCCAGGGAGCCUCGCUGUCCUCCUGCACCUGUUUUUCUUCACUGAACCAGCACCUUUCCCCGAGGCACUACUACGUAAACGCUCUGUACAUAACACCGAGUUGUUGAGGGGCUCGAACACGCACGCCGCUCAGCGUAGAGUUUUGUACAUCUUUUUGAUAAUGAUGGGUACCGUCGCUCCACUGCUGACCCCAUCAAGCAGGACUGUGACGUCGCUGCUCGUCCCAGCUGAGCGCUUGUUUUGUGCACCUUUCCACCGCUCACUCUCCGGAUCUGGUGGGUGGAGUUACAAAACUGAAAACAGACUGACGCUUCUUUUUUCUUCUUCUCACAACAACACCUUCUUCUUUUACUCUGGCAAACUUGCAUUUAGAAAACAUUUCACAUGUGAACUUUGGCUUUUUUUUUUGUUAAUGGGUAUUUUUACAUCGAUACAAAACAUUUACUAAGACACCGUCUGUAUGGUGAAAGUUAUUGGUUUCUAGAAGUAUCCCUUUGAUCCACAGUCCUCUCUGAGAGGAACAACGCUCUCCAGAGUCCAACGCUUUAAAGGGCCAGUGUGUAGGAUUUAGGCUGUAUUGGCAGACAUGGAAUACAGUAUUAAUAACUAUGUUUUCAUUAGUGUAUAACCACCUGGAACUAAGACUGGCUGUGUUUUCAUUAGCUUAGAAUGGGUCCUUCAUAUCUACAUAGGUUUGUAAAUAUGAAGGGCAGGGUUUGAAAAAUCCAAACUAAUCUUUUCAAUGAAAAACUUAUUAUACAAAAAAAGAUUUAUAUUUCUCAGUAGUAAGGAUUUGAAAAAGUCCAGUUUCAGCAUCUGUACUCAAACUAGCCCGGUCCUACUAUCACGUUAAUCCCUUAUUUCACACUUUUUUGAAACGGUGUGAACAUUUGAAAUGACCUGGAUCAUUUUUAAACGUGUUGAAGGUCUGAUCCACGUGUGUCGUUGUAACCCCGCCGUCAUUUCAUUUCAUAUGUUGGUGAGAACCGGGAGGAGGGGAUGUUUCACCACGAACAUCUGAGUGAAAACACCACCUGGUCGUCUUCACUGCCUCUACUUUGAUGCACAAUGAACACAUCUGAAACGGGAAUGUUCGGAUGUUCGUUUCCCUCGGUGUUUCUUUCGAUGUUUUAAAGCGAUUAUUUGCUCGAAGCAUGCAUCACUUUUGCAAAGUAUUUGCAGCAUUUUUCCAGUAAAGUAUGUUCAGAUUGAUAUUGUGGAGCUUGAACACUGAAUAUGUUCAUCAACAAGGGAUCAGCCGUGUUUCUGAUUGUACAUCUGAAGCAGACGGAGGAAGUGUGAGGAGCACUGCAGUCCGGCUGUCUCGCCUCUCACUCAUCACGAUUAGAUGAUCACAUGGAACCCCACAAACACUGUCAUGUAACUAACUCCUAAUGUCCUCGUCUCAUGUCCUGUUGAAAUUGGACUGAUUUUAAUAUCAAUUACAAUUUAUUAAAGUGACAAAAAAAUAAAUAAAAAGUGCAUACUUGA
This is a messenger RNA of Cyclopterus lumpus (lumpfish), 2812 nucleotides long. It is a transcript of the gene tspan5a, whose product is annotated as tetraspanin 5a. NCBI's taxonomy places the organism in Eukaryota, Metazoa, Chordata, Actinopteri, Perciformes, Cyclopteridae. Gene Ontology annotation, cellular component: membrane. Gene Ontology annotation, biological process: regulation of vascular endothelial growth factor signaling pathway; protein maturation; protein localization to plasma membrane. The record is from RefSeq and is a predicted model, not a curated record. Bases 337 to 1212 code for a protein of 291 amino acids. The transcript is spliced from 11 exons.